Molecule: messenger RNA, 1191 nt
Organism: Symbiodinium sp. CCMP2592
Lineage: Eukaryota; Dinophyceae; Suessiales; Symbiodiniaceae
Source: the annotation of a GenBank genome assembly
AUGCACGUUUUCAAGUCUGGCGGCUCGACCUACGGCGUUGCUCUGGCAAAGUAUGCCCGGGCGCACCACAUGCCCUUCUUUACGGACAUGAGAGAGGGCGGCCCAUCAGAGGUGCCCAAAUACCUUCGCAGCUUCAAUCCCAGUGCCAAGCACCUCGCGGUUGACGCACCGCCCCCAAAGUCCAACUUCAGUAUCUUCCACGGCCAUCUGGUCGACAUGGGCUUUGGGAAGUUGAACCAUCACCACACUGGAGCCUUCAACCAGUUCUUCCCGAGCCCUGCGAUGGCGAUGACAAGGGCCCCCCUGUUGGCUGUGGCUCUUCGUGAACCUGCUGCCCGCCUAAUGUCGGCCUUUUUGCAGUUGACAGCGGGGCUGGAUCACAAGUCAGGUGCCUCCCUGUCCAUGGACCCCAAUUCUCUUCAAGGAGGCACCAUGGACAAGGGCGAUGUGGACCUCAUGUUCGCCGAGUUCAUGAAGCAGCAAGGGGUGGCACAGUGCAGGAUUGUACCAAACCAAGUCUUCGGCCCGCGCUUCGCAGCACCCUGUGCUGCAAUGAACGACUUGGAACAGGCGCGCCUGGAUGCGAUGAGUGACCUCCUACGUCAAUACAUCCUGCCCCUGAUCACAGAGCGCGUAGAGGAAUCUGCGGCGCUCCUGGAUGUAUUCUUGGGACAUCCGACCCCACCGUCCUUGUUGCAGCUCGUCCGCUAUGGACUGCCGGUCCGCUGCAGCAGCUACGAGGGCUGGCGGGAAGGACGGCGGCACGCCAUCUUGGAAGAAUGUCGCGACACAGGAGACAAGGGCUCUGCCAACCAGGCUGGAGCAUUGGUGUCUUCGUCUGUCCGGCGGGUGGUCAGGAAGGUUAUGGGUUAUGAGCUGUGGUUGUAUCGCAAUGCGACAGCCAUUUUCGAGACCCACUUGAAGCUGUAUGACAUCCGAGCUCCCGAGCUGUCUACAUCCCAAGAAUUCGCUUGCAAGCCGAAAACUCUGCAAGGUUGCUCUAAGAAGGAGGCCAAGUUCAUCUCCAGGUGGCAGACUAAGCCAAAUGCAGAGCUGACGGCGGAGAUCAGUCGACUCAAGGGCAACAUGGGCAAGUCUGUUACCAGCGACAUCAACGCACUCAAAAAGCUUGCAUACCUAGAGAAGCUGCUGGGCGCUGCCGCAAAGCCCAAACAGAGUGCAGAAUUGUGA